Messenger RNA from Cladophialophora psammophila CBS 110553, 1698 nucleotides. RefSeq lists its product as uncharacterized. The record is from RefSeq and is a predicted model, not a curated record. Gene Ontology annotation, molecular function: carotenoid dioxygenase activity. The transcript has 2 exons. Lineage: Eukaryota; Fungi; Ascomycota; Eurotiomycetes; Chaetothyriales; Herpotrichiellaceae. The coding region runs from base 1 to 1698 and encodes 565 amino acids. Gene Ontology annotation, biological process: carotene catabolic process.
AUGGGAAAUCCAGGUGCGAAGCCGACCACCACCGUACACUACCAUGAUUGGCCAAACACUCUGGGGUUCGAUGCAAAAUAUGAGGAGAAGACCCCGGUCGAGUUAAGGGUGGAAGGCAUCAUUCCGGCUUACACUGCAGGCACUCUGUUUCGUACAGGCCUGGGGCCAAGGUCAAUCCAUACAUCGAAGGACACUGAGUUCAAAGUCAAUCAUUGGUUCGACAACUUCUCCCAGGUCCAUCGUUUCCAGAUACACACAUCCCAGCCAGACUCGAAAGUGCGAGUCACGUACAACUCUCGCUUGGUCAGCGAUGGACUUAUUGAAAAGAUCCAGAAGACGGGAAAGUUGGAUGAAUUCACAUUCGCCGCGAAGUACGAUCCUUGCAAAUCCUUCUUUCAAAAAGUACAGGCGGUCUUUCAACCCUCAGCCCCUCGAGCAAAGCCGAACGAGGUCAACGCCGCAGUAACCAUGUCGGUGAACUUUCCCGGCUUUACAAGAGAUGGCCAUAGAGCAAACGGUCCUCGAGACCCCAGCCAAGCUAUGACUCUAUGCAAUAAAACCGAUGCCAAUGUUUUCCAAUUUCUCGAACCGGAAACCCUGGAACCGGUGGGCGUCGCGCACCAGACCAUUCUUCAUCCUGACCUCAAAGGUGUUGGCAGCGGAGCACAUGCCAAAUCAGACCCUGCUACAGGGGAUGUGUUCAACUACAACCUCGACUUUGGUCGUACCGGGACGUAUCGCCUGUGGCGCGCUUCCGCUUCUACAGGAAAGACGUCGAUUUUGGCUACAUUUCACCACACUCCAGCGUACCUUCAUUCCCUCUUGCUGACCAAGAACUACGUGAUUUUGUGCGUGUGGAACUCAUUUUACAAAGCCGGAGGAGCGUCAAUCCUCUGGAAUCGAAAUCUUCUGGAUGCUAUGGGGUGGGACGACAAGCGUCCCACUACCUGGUUCGUGGUUGACAAGCGGUCGCCAGAAGAGGGCGGCAAGGGCGUCGUCGCCAAAUAUACUUCCGACGCGUUCUACUCUUUCCACACAAUCAACGCGUACGAGGAGCCGUCGAGGACCCAUCAAGGUGCGGUUGACAUCGUGUGCGACCUAGCCGCUUAUGAGAACAUGGAUGUUCUCCACCACUUCUAUCUAGACAACCUGAUGAGCCACCUUCCCCAGGCACGCGCAUAUGCAGAUUCUUUGAGUCCCAGCUCACGUCCGAACUACCGCAGAUAUCGCCUGCCGGGCAUACCGUCGACACCAAAACCCGAGCAAGAAAAGGCCAGUCUAGAGUAUGAGAGCACGAAGGCCGACGCAUUCGAGCUUCCUAUCAUCAACCCAAAAAUGGUGACGAGAAAGCACCGGUACAUGUACGGAAUCACCGAUACUGGAAAAUCUACCUUCGUCGACGGCCUUGUCAAGUACGACGCCGAGACACAUGCGACAGUACGAUGGAGUGUCCAUGGCCAAAGCCCUGGCGAGCCCAUAUUCGUGGCAGACCCUCGAUCCGAGGACGAGGACGGCGGGGUCCUGUUGUCGGUGGUCCUCGAUGGGCCCGGGGGAAAGAGCUAUCUUCUUGUCCUCGAUGCAAAGACGAUGACAGAGAUCGGGCGUGCACAUGUCGACGGGGUUAUUGGGUUUGGGUUCCAUGGGCUGCAUGUGAGUUCGAGAGAGCCAGUUGGCAGGUUCAACGGAAUGCAUUUGUAG